Plasmodium vinckei vinckei is the source of this 3639-nucleotide messenger RNA. RefSeq names its product AP-2 complex subunit alpha, putative. The record is from RefSeq and is a predicted model, not a curated record. Gene Ontology annotation, biological process: intracellular protein transport; clathrin-dependent endocytosis. Gene Ontology annotation, cellular component: AP-2 adaptor complex; membrane coat. Gene Ontology annotation, molecular function: clathrin-cargo adaptor activity. The coding region runs from base 1 to 3639 and encodes 1212 amino acids. NCBI's taxonomy places the organism in Eukaryota, Apicomplexa, Aconoidasida, Haemosporida, Plasmodiidae. The transcript is spliced from 6 exons.
AUGCUUAAAUAUAACAUAAAAGGAUUAUACUGUUUUAUUGAGGAAGUACGAAAUUGUAAAAGUAAAGAGGAAGAAGAACAAAAAGUACUUGGAGAAAUAAUUAAAAUAAAAAAACAAUUUAAUGAAAAAAAUCUAACGAAUUAUAAAAGAAAGAAAUAUGUAUGGAAAUUAAUAUAUUGUCAUAUAUUAGGGUAUAAUAUAUCCUUACCCUAUUUAAAUAUAAUAAAACUAAUAUGUAGUAAAGAUUUUAGUGAUAAAUAUUGUGGAUAUACAGCAUUGUCUUUAUUAGUUCAUGAUAAUAAUGAAAUUUUAAAUAUGAUGGUAAGUACUAUCAAGUUAGAUAUAAAAAAUUAUGAUGAAAAAAUAAACUUUUUAGCUUUACAUUUUACAAGCCAUAAAAUAAAUGAAUUAUUAGUUGAAAAUUUAUAUGAAGAUAUAUUACACAUAGUUACAUCAAAUUAUAUUUACAAACCAAAUAUUAGAAAAAAAGCUUUUUUAUGUUUAGCAAAUAUAUAUAAAAAAAGACAUGAUUUAUUAUUUAAAAAUAAAAAUGAUUUAGAAAUUUUUAAAUUUCUUGAUCAAAACAUAUCCGAAAUAAAUAUGUUCACUGCUUGUUCUUAUCUAAAUUUGAUAUACAUUAUAAUAUUGAUUUUUCAAAAAUAUGAAACUUUAUUUUUAUUUACAAAAAAAAAAGAAGAUGAUGAAAAAAAAAAAAAAAAUACAAAUCGUGAUGAAGAUCAUAUUAUUAACAGUAUAGGAAAUAAAAGAGAAGAUUAUCAAGAUGAGACAAGUAGUGUUGACAAUCAUAAAAAUGGAAAUAAAAAAAAUAAAUUAAAUGAAAACAGUGAUGAUGAUAAAGAAUCAAAUAAUAAUUCAGACAAUAACAGUAUUAAUAGUGAUUAUGUAAAUCGAAAUAACUCACAAAAUAUUCCUCCUCAUAAACGAUUUUCAAUAAAUAUAAAAGAUGAAUUAAAAAAAAAAAAAGGAACAUUAGAUUUAAUUAUAGAACAAAAUCUUACUUACACCGAUUUAAAGAGAGCAGAAAAGUUUGGAGAAAUCGAAUCAGAAUGCUCAAUAAAUGUUAAAGAAAUAAAUUUUUUUGAAAUAAAUAAAUAUAUAAAUAAAUAUAUUACUUAUAUAAUAAAUAUUAUAUAUUUAAUAUUAGAUGAAAAUUUAAAAAUUGAUGAAGGUUUUUAUUAUAGCCAAUUUAGAUAUCCAUUUUUAUUAAUCAAAUGUUUACAGAUGAUACAACUAUAUGAAAUGCAUGGUCUAUCACAAACUAUUUUAAAUAAUAUAAAUGACAUUUUAUAUAAAAUAUUAAGUAAAUCUUAUAAAAAAUUCAAAAGUCAUUCUUCAUUUUGGAAUAUAUCAAGUACAGAUCUUGUAGAGAAUUAUCAAAAUAAUAUGAAUAUGCCAUCAAAUAAAAAUAUUAUCUAUUUAAAUAAUAAAAAAAAAGAAAAAAAAAGAGCAAUGAAAAUAAAUAAAAGUAUUGUAUAUAUAGAAUAUGCAAUCAUAUAUGAAUGCUGUUCUAUAUAUAACUUUUUAGAUGAUAAAGUUGAAGAAAGAAAUAGAGAUAUUUUACUUACCUUAAUAAUAUCAUCUCUUAAUACAAAAAAGUCUAAUAUAAAAUAUGUUAUACUUAAUUGUUUAUCGCAAUUUAAAAUAACUCCACAAAUAUAUAAUAAGUUAGAGAAACAUAUUUCCUAUUUAGUAAAACUAUUAAAAAGUGAUGAUAUAACAAUAAAGUUACAAACUUUUAAUAUUUUAUUCAAUAUGUGUAAUAGUUCAAAUUGGAAAUACUUAAUAAAUAUAUUUUUACAGCAUUUACCAUAUGUUGAUCCAUAUAUACAAAAUGAAAUAAUUAUAAAAAUAUGUAUUUUAGCUGAACAAUUUUCAACAAAUAUGGCUUGGUAUAUUGAUGUUAUAUUUAAAAUAAUUGAAAUUGCACAUAAAUAUAUAUUUAAAGAUGUAUGUUAUAGAUGUGUACAAGUACUAACCGGAUUUGUACAAAAUAAAAAAACAUCAAAUAAUUUAAUAUCAUUGAAAAGUGAUAAAUCCGAUACGUCAAGCAACACAAGUAACGACAAUACAAAUGCAAAUACAAAUAGAAAUAAUGAUAUAACUAACAAUACGGAAGAAGAAAAAAAAGUACAAAUGUAUGCUGCCAUGAAAUGCUAUAGAUAUUUAUCUAAAAAUAUUUGUAAAAUAGAAUUACUUAUAGAUUUAUGCUCAUAUAUUAUUGGCUCAUUUGGACACUUAAUAAAAAAUAAAAUACCCAUGAAAAAUCAGUUUAAAAUUUUAGAAAGAUAUUUUAAAUUUACUACAACAAAUACAAAAUCGGUUAUUUUACUGGCACUUAUGAAAAUGGUUUGUUAUGAGCAUAAACUGGUUGGCAAUAUUAAAAAAAUUUUAGCAGACUGUAUUGAUCAUCCAAAUUUAGAAUUACAAACAAGAGCAUGUGAAUUCAUGAAUCUUUGUAAUACUAACAAUUUUAAUCUAAUCAAUUCUAUCCUUAAAAAUAUGCCUCUAUACAAUACCAGAAAGAUGCACAAAAAUUUUCUCAUAAAACGGCUCAUCGAGAAUAACAAACAUGCCAACAUUGACUUGCUUGAAAAGGAUACCCAACUAAUAGGCGAAAAAGCUAACGAUAAAAAUAAGCUAAAUAAAUAUACAAAUUUUGAUGAAGAGUAUGAUGAAGUAAGUAAAUAUUCGAGUGAUAAAAUUUCUUCUGAUUCAUCAGGUGAAAGUUACAAUAAAAGAAAAGUUCAAAAUGAUUCUUCAUCAUCUUCUUCUUCUUCUUCGGAUGAUGGUGACUCAAAAAAAUCCUCUAACGAUUCAAGUAGCAAAUCAAAAACAAGUGAUAAAGAUUCAGAAGAUAAUGGAAAUAGAUUUAAAAUGUUAGGAUUACAAAAAGCAAAUAAUAUAAAUGAAUUAUGGUUAAAUGGCUGUUUAUUAGACAAAUCUUUAUUCUACAAAAAUACAGUUACUUCAAUUUUACUUAAACAAAGAUACCAAGAAAAUAAAGCCAUCCUCCAAUUUUAUAUCAAGAAUAUUUCUAAGGGUCCAAUUAAAAUCAUGAGCAUAAACAUUGAGGAGUCUGAGCAAAUCAAAAUCAAAGAGCAAAAAAAUAUCAAUAACGAAAUAAUUAAUGCAGAUGAAGUAUGUGAAUAUAAAUUAAAUGUCACAGUAUCAGACAUUUAUUAUGUUAUGCCUACAAUAUUUUUCAAUGUAACUGCUCCAACAUCUCCGAACCUAAUGUUUUCUUUCAAAUUGCCAAUUCUAAUUACAAGAUUUAUCAAAGAAAACAAAAUUAAUGAAGCAUCUUUUAAAAUGUAUUGGAAAGGAUUUACACAAAUUCAUAGUGAAGAUACCGUGAUGGGACUUCCAAAACAUUCAAAGAAAAUCCUCGUCAACUACUUGACUACCGCUUUUAACUUUUACGUUUUAAAGAUUGGAACACUUAUAUGUGCAUCGGGAUCCAUACAUUUCCCAACAACAAACACGGAUAACAAAAUUUUGAUCUUAGCUAAAAUUCGAUACGAACCAAGAGGGUGUCAAAUAUCAGUCAUUUCAAGCAUAAAACCUUUGAAUAAUUACCUGAAUAAGAUAUUUGAAGUUUACCUUAUAAAAAAUAAAUAA